Messenger RNA from Anopheles funestus (African malaria mosquito), 7509 nucleotides. Its product is annotated as soluble guanylate cyclase 89Db-like. Gene Ontology annotation, molecular function: heme binding; oxygen sensor activity; guanylate cyclase activity. The transcript has 8 exons. Gene Ontology annotation, cellular component: guanylate cyclase complex, soluble. The record is from RefSeq and is a predicted model, not a curated record. Gene Ontology annotation, biological process: response to oxygen levels; cGMP biosynthetic process; nitric oxide-cGMP-mediated signaling. Bases 5300 to 7249 code for a protein of 649 amino acids. Lineage: Eukaryota; Metazoa; Arthropoda; Insecta; Diptera; Culicidae.
CUUGUCCGUCAUCAAAUCCAAAGCACUAAUUACUGAUGUAAAAAAAACUGUUCGUUUGUUCAAUUAACGAAUUUUUCUUGUGGCACGCACCCCGAAAUGUCCCUAGUUCGUGCGCUUACUAAAACCUGCUGGGAAAUUCACGGAGAGGAAACGAUAUCUUACGAUCUCUAGCACGACAUGCUCAUGAGUUGUGCCGAAGAAUCUCCCGAACGAAAAAGUUCCUAUAAAACUGCAGCACUCAAUGCCUGUGCCCGGUAGUCGUGUUCGUAUCGUGCGUGUAAAGAAGUUUAUUCGGUCGGUUUAUUCGCAGCAGCAACAUUGGCCAGAAUGGUAGCGAAACCAUGACAGUGUAAAAUGCCGUCUUGCAGUGUUUCGAAAACGUACUAGCAUCUUGUCUGUUUUGUGCCAUUCGUUAGCUCAGUUAGCGAUUGUGAUUGAACGGUAGAUGAUAAAAGGGAGACGAAUGUUUGAAGGUGAUGGUGAUGGAAGACAAUUUGACAACCGAUGCGGCGUAACAUUGAGUGCCGGUGGCGCCAACAGAUGAUAGUAUGUUAAUUUUCGUCAGGCAAACUGUGCGGUGCAGCUUUGAUCGUCCGAUAAUGUGCGACGUGAAGUUCAAAGUUAGGGAAAACUUAGCAGUGCCGGGAUAUGAUGGAAAUUUAGUUGGCCACAGAUGGUACGAAACGGUUAAGCAAUAUGAUUGACACUGAUAAUGGAACGGCCAGUGAAAAUCCUCUCUGUUGGUGACUGUUGUUUGCUAAAGCCGCUAGAGUUUGCUGUUUGCUGACAAUCAUGCCGGGAGCGUAUGUUGGCCAACCUCUGGGUUGUGGGACGGACAUAAAAAUAUGAAUCGAUUUGCUUUUACGACUGGUGCAGAAAAAUGUGAUUCGCAUUUUCGUGCGGUUGAUUAGCUCCGAUGGACGGGCGAUGAAUGAUGAAUAACUUUCUGCAUCGUUAUGCUUUCUACAUUUAUAUCUUUGGCUUUACGAUAAAAGUGCUGUUAAAUAUUGGUUGUAAUAUAAUGAAUCUUUUGACCGUUUAUUCAUGCAGUUCUACACUGCUUUCAAUUGAUUUGUAACAGUAGUUGUUGAAUAUGUUCACAGUUAAAGACCAUAACAGGCUGUAAUGAAAUUGUAACAUUACAACACAUUAAGUAUAAUAACAUAAUAACAUAAUGUUUCAUGAAUAAAGCAAAAAAUAAAAAAAACAAACAAUGUAAAAAAUAUUACAGUCCCCAUGUUGUGUUUUGUUUGAAACAUGUUCAGACACGAUGCAAGGAAACGAAUUUUAUUUCUGUUGAACAAGUUGUUGAUUUUUCGUGUUGAAGUUUUGUUGGUUAUCGUAUUUGUGAGGCUUAACAUGCAUUUCACAGCAAAGUGUGUUUAUGUGCGCUUCCCUUCUUUGUGUUUGGCAAAAUUAAAUUGUUCCUUCGAAUCCCUCUUUGGAUGAAUCAUUAACGAGUUAAGAUCACGUGAAAGGAUUUGCUGUGUUCCGUGUCAAGGUAAUCGAUACUCUAAGAAGAAGCUUCAGGUUGAAGAAGAUAAAGGUCGUAAUUGACUAACGUUUACUUUCAGAAUCCUAAUUAAAUACCACACGCUGUUAAAAUUGAAAACAGUAUCGCUUCCUUUGCUAGAGCGUUUGCCAUUUGCUUUCAUUGUGCUACUGGAAACAAGGAAUAAAAGCAUUGGAAUGGAACUAAUACGUAAUUGAAACAAAUCAAACUUAAUUCUCUUGGGAUUUUUAACAACUUAAAAGAGGGCUCAAAAGAAGUAUACAACAGUAUGAAAUUCAAUUAAAUAUACUAGAUAAUGAAAUGCUAGACACUAAUACUAGAGACUUAUUGCGGCAGAUAGCAGACAAGUAUGUCGUUCUUACUUGUUGUUAUGAAUUAUUGAGAAGAAUUGGUUUAAAAUGUAAUUUAAAACGACUGGGUUAAUAUUUGUCAAAUAGGUAUUUGUAAUUUCGAACGAAAUUAAAAGAUAUUUUUGAAAAAAAAUUCUCAGGAGAGCAACACAAAGUGGUUCGAUUACGUUAAAUUAAUUUAUGCACAUUUAAAUUAAGAUUGACAUACGAACUUUUAAAAAAUCGUAGAUAUCUUGCGAUAGGAAUUUCACCUUUUUACCCCUUGAACGGUUUGUACAUCUUCGGGAGCGUCAUUAUUUAUAUAGCGCAUUUUAUUAACUUUCGCUUAGCUACGAUAUUUUGAAAUGUGGAAGAAACCUUAUUUUUGUUAUUGGUGGGUUCGUAUUAUUUUCGUAUCAAUUACAAAUUUUGAAUGUUGAACAGAAUGAAAUUUAUGGUACGUGAAGAAAAUUUUAAAAAUGUUUUCCAGAAUUUUCAAUAUGAGAAAGUAGGUGAAAUAAGGCAUGUACAGCUUUCAAUUUAAUAUUAUAUUUUUGGGAUCCUAGGUCCUUUACGGACUAUCCAGCUACGUAGUAAACAUAAGAGUAGAUACGACCAAGCCGUUCUUAACAUCCACAUAAAAGAUCCACAUAAAAGGCAAUAGCAGAGAAAAAUCAAAUGUGUUCUGUAUACAGUUACUACAUUGCGGCCGCCGGCAUUUGUGUACAAUCGUAUUAAAAGUAAUGUUACUCUAGGGAGAGAGAAGUUAAAAACAGGAUUUGUGGUACAAUAGAUGGUAGGGAGUGUUAUAAGAAUUAUGAUAUAUUAGCUAUAGAAAGUUUGAAUUUGAAAGCUUGACAAAGAAGAAAAACAUAAUGCGUAAGGAUAAAAUUUAAAGGUCAAUUUGUAAAGUUUGGUCCGUUUUUUGUUAAAACUUGCUAAUGAUAGUUUGGAAUUAUUUGUAAUUUAGUUGUCAUCUCUAUCUGAACAAUUUAGGAACGAGUUUCUUGUCAUGAAAAUAAAGACAUCUUACAAUAAAGAACGAGAAUCAGAAUCAGGCAUCCAGAAUUCCAAAGAACAUGAGAUGAUGUUUGUUGCAAGAAGUUUGUACCCCCGAUUUUCCACAUAACUGAUUUUGUAUCCUUCAUCUCUAACUGCUUAUUGAAGGGACUAUAAAACCAGGUCACGUACGAGCGAUUUGUUUCGAGUGACUUAUCCAGUGCACAGGGCAAUUGCACCGGGAAAGGAAGAUUCGAACUCCAAAUCAGGGUGAGGAUAUGUUGACGAUUUGCAUGAGACAUUAAGCUGAGUUGAUACUGUAGACGCCACUCAGCUGUACUGCGAAUGGUACACGAAGUGUUGAGAACAUUCGUAUACGCCCUUGAAUUCCUUGUGAAGAAGCAACCGGUGGCAAUUGUUUUAUUAGGUUUUACGUACUGAGUGCUUUUAUCAUUACCCUUACGGUAAUGAUGGUGGUGUGCAUGGUACCGGGUGUAAACAUUGUACGACCGCACACGAAUAAAUGCUGUUGGUACCGAUGUGAAUAUCGAAUUGUGGACCCUUGGGAAUGCGUUUGUUGAAUGUUGAGUAAAAAUAAAUGAUACUAUUCUAAUAAUGUUAUCUUUUUGGCAGAAAUGUUUCAAGAUGAUAGCAAGGAAAUUGUGUUUCGCAUAAUUAGAUGAUACCGGUGCAUAUGUAUUGAAGCAAUUUCGAAUUACCGAUUAAUUUUAAACCAUAUUCUAUACUUUUUCGAGAGCAAUUGAAAAAUAUAGAAUUCUCGAAUAAUUUAAUUUAGUAUGAUUAGACGUACCAAAUGGUAUGUAGGUUAUGGAGAGAUAAACACACCAAUGACAACAAAUAAUAAAUGAAGUGGAUUUAUUAGAAAAAUGUGGGUUUAAAAAUAAAAUCAUGCUUUUUUUUGUUCGUAUCACUCUUCAAGAAACACUGCAAACAAAGUAUGAUCAACUACCAGGCUGCUCCAUCACGUGUAGGAAAACAUCCAACGGUAAGGUUACCACACGUCGGUGUGAACGGUCUGACUUUUUGAUGAAAUUAAUUGAAGCUAUAUCCAUUAAUCAUCUUCGACACCUAUCUAGCAUCUAACCGGGAGUUAGGCAAAAAUUCAAUUUGUUACAAACUCCAGUGAUCCCUGCACGGGAACCAUGUUGACUGUAAAGGUUCAGAUGUGACGGGGUGGAUAAGAGUUUUUUUUUUCUCCAUCUGGUGGUAAUACUUGAGAGAAACGGAACUGCUGUCGCUAUGUAAUAAAUCAUCAUUCAUUUGAAGGGGUUUCAUUAUUUGCUCAUAUCACUAGAGAGCAAAGAACGAGAAUAGAUAAAGCAAAUUAUCGGGGAAGCGUAAAAAUAAAAGUAAAAAGGCUAGAGUUACAGAGAACAAAAAUAACUUUGCAAAUCAGCUAUUGUUGUAAUAGCUUGGUAAGAUAGGAAACAAUCUGAAGGAGAACGUGAUGCUUUAGCUGUAGCCGCUAGCCAGACAUCGACAAUUACGUAGAGCUAUAAGGAGAAAAGAAAAAUGUCUGUACAUUUUUAUACCAACACAUCUAAAUUCCUGCAUUUUACUCUAGAAAAGAUUGAAAAUUCCAACGAUUCCACCACAAACAGACAAGACGAAUUUUAUCGCUUGCAAACGUAUUAGCAUCAUCAGGAAGGUAAAAUGUUUUUUUGCUUCCUCUUCGUAUUUCUGUUAAAAGUAGGCAUGUUGAAAGUUCACACCGUACGCGGAAACAUUUCCAUUAUCAGAUAUCAUCUUUAUGCACCGUUUCGGUUCAUUGAUGCAUUGAGCAGUGUAUCCUCGUAGCCCCAGUACGAGGUACGCAUGUAAGAAAAGCGGGGUCUAAAGAUGUGUUCCAUUUGUGGGUAAAAUUUAUGCUAAUUUGAGAGCCACCUAGUUAUUUGGACAAUGUUUAGAACCGAACGUUCGACAGAAAAAGCCCCUAAAGAAUGUGUCCUGCCAGUGGAGGCAAAAUACAAACAUAAGCAAAACGGUUCGGCGGUUUCCUCGUCCGUGGUCGCGAAUGAUAGGGAGUAAACAGAAAGAUAAAAAUAACUGUCUGAAGUGGUGUGAUCUGGUUGUGAAAAUAUUGUCUACGUGACAUUGACCUACAAGAACAUGACGAUGUAGCCGCAGCAAUGCUGUUUUGAGUGAAAAUGUUUUGAGAGAAUUUAAGAAGCGAAUUCGACGAGUUAAUGUGUUAAAUUUUCGUUUCAUAUUUUACCAUAAAUUACUUAUUUCGUAGUAUAUUGUAUGAUAUUAAUUCCAUGGUGAAAAGGUUGAGUUCCAAGUGAAGCCAUAUGAACAUCAAGGCACAUAUUUAAGCAGCAGUUAGAAACGGUCUUUAGCAAAAUUUUCCACGUAAAGGAAGGAUACGGAAACCAACUUACAUAUAUACUGAUUUGCCUCGGAAAGUGCGUCGAAAGACCAAAAAAAGGAGGAAGCCAUGUACGGAAUGCUACUGGAAAGCGUACAACAUUUUGUACAGUUGGAAUAUGGAGAGUUCGUUUGGCGUCAAGCAUUGCUCACUACGGGAUGUAAAAACACCGUCUUUAACACACAUCAGCUCUACCCCGAUAACCUGAUACCGGACCUUGCUGCAGCCCUCUCGGCCAUUACUGGGAAACCGUUCGACGAGUUUAUGAUAUUUUUUGGACGCUGUUUUGUCAGAUUCUUCAGUAAUUUCGGCUACGAUGAGCUGAUCAAGGCAACAGGCCGAUAUUUCUGCGAUUUUCUACAUUCGGUAGACAACAUUCAUCUGCAGAUGCGCUUCACAUAUCGGAAGAUGAAAAGUCCUUCGAUGCAGCUCACCGAGGUAGAUGAAAAUGGAGCCGUGCUCGUUUACAGAAGCACACGAACGGGAUUCUCGAAGUACCUUCGUGGGCAAUUGUUGGAGAUUGCAAAGCAGCUGUAUGGAAUGGAUGUAAGCAUCAAGGUGUUGGAAAGUCAGAAUGAUACACCUGGUGGAACAUCAGGACCAAUUUCGAUACAAGGUGGUCUGAAGACGGUUAUAGUGAAGUACCGCUUGGACUUUGAUAAUCGUGAAUAUAUGCAACGCCGUGUCCACAUCAAAGCACAUCCAUCACAGCUGCAAUUGACACCGGUACACAGUAAGUUGUUGCUUAAUCUUUUCCCUUUUGCUUUGAUACUAAACGAGGAAAUGAAGAUAACUGCCGUGGGUGAGAAACUGAUUGAGUCGUGGAUGUUGAACAAUGGUAAUCGAUCGCCCAAGGAAUUGAUUGGGGCGAAAGUAACAGAGCACUUCAAGCUUCGCCGACCGAGCGGUAUUACUUUCACCUGGGAAAAUAUAAAACGGCUGCAGACGGUUUUGUUUGAGAUACAGCUGCUCAAGGGAUCUUCAGCGAAAGGAUCGAAGGACGCUUCUAAGCAAUCGGAUACACAUGCGACAGUGUCUCAAGUGGACACGAGUUCCUCCACUGAGGAUGCGGCAAAAAUUAUGACCUCCAUUCCGCGACGCGGAUCUCAAGGACUGCGAAGUAUUUUGUUGAAGGGUGAAAUGCGCUACAUAAAAGACAUCAACUCUCUCGUGUUUCUGUGCAGUCCUUUAAUAAACAACUUGGAGGAGCUGCGUGAAAUGGGACUGUACCUAAAUGAUCUCAAUCCCCAUGGACUUAGCCGCGAGAUGGUGUUUUCAGGGUUUUCUCAUUAUUCUCGACUUGAUCUGAUGUGUGAACGUGAGGAGCAGCGAGCGGAGGAACUAGAAACAUCGCUCGCCCUUGCCGACUCUUGGAAACGACAGGGGGAUGAGCUGCUGUACUCCAUGAUUCCUCGCUCAAUAGCGGAGCGGCUGCGCGAAGGACAGAAUCCCCACGAAACGUGCCAGAGCUUCGAAGAGGUAACGGUACUGUUUGCCGAGGUGCAGGAAACGAUCACCGGUGAUGACUCGAUCAAGUACGCCAUGACCACCGUAAAUACACUGAAUGCCGCAUUCAGUGCGUUCGAUGAACUAAUCCAUUCGCCGAUGGCCUAUAAGGUGGAAACGGUUGGGAAGGUGUACAUGGCCGUUAGUGGUGCCCCAGAUAUAAACCCAUUUCAUGCGCAGCACAUGGCUGAUCUGGCGUUGGAUAUGUUGCAAAGCAUACGACAGCUAAACUUACCUGGUGUAGGGGUCAAAAUAGGGUUCCACUCCGGACCGAUAGUAGCGGGCAUCGUGGGAUUGAAGGUUCCGAGAUAUUGUCUGUUCGGCGAUACAGUAAACACUGCUUCACGCAUGGAGAGCAGUGGGGAAACGGAUUGUAUCCAAGUGUCAGGAUACACUGCUCAAAAGCUUAAAAAGCUAGGAUAUGUACUGGCGUACCGUGGCAAGGUGGCAGUUAAGGGAAAAGGCGACAUGGAAACCUUCUGGCUGCAGGGACCUGCGCCGAAAAAGAAAUAAGAAUGGAGGCACCAACAAUCGACCGGAUAGUGCCUUUUAUUUGUGAGAAUGGCGAUAACGUUGAAUCAACCGAGAUCGUUUCGUACUGGACACCGAAGCGUCUAUUUUAUUGUUGUAUGUAUGUAACUGCACACUAACACAUUGUCAUUUAUUAGGCAAUAUAUAGUUGUCACAGUAAAUUUAAAAUGGAAUGGUCAACAACAACAAUGGAAUGGUCAACAAUGUGUACUGGAAUAAUAAAUGAAUAAAUUUGAAAUUGA